AUGCCGUUGAGUACACCUGCUAAAGGCCGAAAAAAGGAUCCGAUCCAUUUCGUCAACGCUCGCCCGACCUCUGAGACGGAACGACUCCGGAUACAGCGGUUGGUACGAGCUCAUGUUGGAAAAUGGAUCUCCGAUCAGACUAAGGACCGCUCUGCAGCGACAACGACAGAGUUCUUGGAGGAGGGCCGGGCGAGCGCGAGCUCGAGCGCAAGCGCAAACCGGGUGAAUCUCUCUGAGAUUGCGCCGCACUACAAUGCUAUCGAUGCGGUAGAAUUCCCUUUGCCCUCGUCUUCGUCGCCCUCCGUCGGUUCGUCGCGUGAAUCGCCGGAGUCGACUAGUUCGCGCAGUCUGUCGCUUUCCGUGCGCUCUUCUUCGCAUGUCGGUGUGGUGCCGAUGUCUUCCGUUUCUUACACCUGGGAUCAGGAGGAAAGUGAUGAGACUACUCAUGAGUACGGUUCUGAUGCGCUGGUCACGCAAUCGACCGCCCAGCAAGGCAUUGACUCGUCUGGUUCCCUCUUCAAUGGGGUCAUUGGCGCAGAUGUCUUGGAUCCCUUCCACACCUAUCCGUCGCGCCAUACGCCACGAGCGAUUGAUGCGUGCCGAAGAUACAUGUUUGAGGUCUUGUGGCCGAAUCUGACUCCCCCCACACCUGGCGGACCCGGUGUCUCUGCUGUUGGGAGCUGGUUCCCUCUUUCCAUGACGGAUCCAACGUUAUUUGCCGCUUUUCUGUUUGGGACGCUUUCGCACCAACGCUGUCAGUGGAUCAACGGCCGUAUCCCAGACGGAGCAUUUCGACCCGAAGACCAGCGGCUCCUGCAGGAGUCCGAAUAUGAAACUAUCAAGCUGAUCAACGAUGCGCUCAAUGAUCCGAAUCGAGCCCUCAGCGAUGCGAUCGUGUUAAGCGUCAUGUGCAUGGGGCACAACAUCGCCGACGACAACGAUCGACGACGCAGUGGAACCACGCCGUUCAACCCACCCUUGACCCGUCUGCAAUGGCUCGAUGUCUACGCCAGCUUGCCUCCAAAUCUUGUCCACUUACAGGGGUUGGUCGAGCUUGUUAGAAUGCGGGGCGGUUUGAAAAACAUCAGGCUGCCAGGAGCUGGCCCUAUUAUGUCGUUCUCUGCCAUUUUGACUGCCAGCUAUCUUCUGUCGGCACCCAUCUUCCCCUAUAUGCCCCUCUACGAACUUCGCCAAAGUCUCACAUUACAGGAACUACUUGGAUACACCCCGCUAGACGUCGAGCUGGGGUUCGGUCGUCUCUGUCAGAUUGGAUUCACGGCCGAAAUGGCAGACGUCUUCCAAGCCCUGCGCGUCUACACGAAUAUCGUCAUCGAACACAUGAAGCACAGCCAACCCAAUCCUGACCUCUCCCUGCUCUGCGACCAGCGCAACCUCGUUCAACAGCACCUCCUCACCCUCCCCCCAGCUCAAAAUAUCCCCACCUGCUUCGCCCACCCACACCACAAACCGAUCUACGAAGCGUGCCGCCUCGCUGCCCUUACCUACAGCGUCGGUGUCACCUUCCCGCUCCCCUCCCAAUCUACCCCACUCGCCCGCCUCGGGCGUCUCAUCCAGGAGGUCCUCCACACUCCCGACGCCGCAUCCAUCUGGUCCCACCCGCACGCCCAGCUCGCCCUCCUGUGGGUCCUGACUCUAGGCGGCAUCGCCGCGACCAACCAGCCUGAGCGGGACUGGUUUGUCCGCACGCUAGGCCAGGCGGCCGCACACGCGCAGGUAUAUGCCUGGUCGGACCUGAAGCGCGUUCUCGAGUUCAUGCUCUGGUAUGACGUCGCCUGUGACCAGGCCGGGUAUACGCUCUGGGCCGAAGUGGAGCAAACGUUCGUUCGUCAUGUAUAA
This is a messenger RNA of Aspergillus clavatus NRRL 1, 1857 nucleotides long. RefSeq lists its product as uncharacterized. The transcript is spliced from 3 exons. Lineage: Eukaryota; Fungi; Ascomycota; Eurotiomycetes; Eurotiales; Aspergillaceae. The coding region runs from base 1 to 1857 and encodes 618 amino acids. The record is from RefSeq and is a predicted model, not a curated record.